UAUCAUUUUUCUAAGGAUCUUGCGAGUGCUUUCGAGACAUUUUUAAGCAUUCCAUAUAAUAUAUAAAUUAUUUAUUUAUAAAAUGAAACAUUUCAAUUUUCAAAAAUAUACUUCACAGAUUUUUAUAAGACUUUCAGAAAAACUUACUACUAUUAUUUAAGUUGCUUAACGAGCUCUCAAUGACUUCUCACACAACACUUCUUCUCUUAUCAAAACUACAAUGAACAGAAUCUAGCUACCACUAAACAUCACCAAUGGACUCAGGCAACUCUUCUUCAGAAGAGUCUUCUCUAAAUGGCUUAAAAUUUGGCCAAAGAAUCUAUUUUGAAGACACGGCUCUUGCAAAUGCUUCUUCUUCUUCUUCUGGUUCAACAAGUUCAAAGAAAGUAAGAAGUGUGUCAGUUCAACAUUCUCAACCUCCUAUGUGUCAAGUUCAAGGAUGUAAGCUAGAUCUGACUGAUGCUAAAGCUUAUUAUUCUAGACAUAAAGUUUGUUCCAUGCAUUCUAAAUCUCCUACUGUCACUGUUUCUGGUCUUCAACAAAGGUUUUGUCAACAGUGUAGCAGAUUUCAUCAGCUUGCUGAAUUUGAUCAAGGAAAAAGAAGUUGCCGCAGACGACUAGCUGGUCAUAACGAGCGUCGUAGAAAGCCUCCACCCAACUCUCUCUUAACCUCACGUUUUGCCAGACUUUCUUCAUCUGUUUUUGAUAACAGCGGCAGAGGUGGCAGCUUCCUGAUGGAAUUUGAUUCACACCAAAAACUUAGUCUGAAAAAUGCACUUCCAUCACAUGGAAAUCAAACCACAACACUCGGUUGGCCUUGGCCGGAUAACUCGGAGUCGCCAUCUGACAACCUUUUCUUGCAAGGUUCAGUGGGCGGGACAAGCUUUGCUGGUGUGAGGCAUCCUCCCGAGGAAAAUUACACUGGAGUCACAGAUUCAAGCUGUGCUCUCUCUCUUCUGUCAAAUCAAACAUGGGGUUCCUCAGCAACAAGUCACGAAUUGAAUAACAUGCUGAGUUUCAAUAAUGGGACACCUAUGACACAACUUGCUACAUCAUCUCCUGGUUUAGCCAUGCAUCAACUUCCGAACAGUUCAUGCUGUUUCAAGGACAUUGAUCAUGGUAACCUUUCACAUGAGGCUGUCCCUGAUCUUGUUUCAGGUCAUAUUUCGCAGCCUCUCGAUAGCCAACUUCGCGGUGAGCUUGAUGUAGAACACUCCAGGGCCUAUGAAUCUUCGCAAUGGUCACUGUAAUGCACUUGUUUGCUGUCAGGUUUGUAACAUGUUUCACAAAUAUUGGAACUCAGGAAAUAUGAAGUGAACUAGGGCAUGCUUGGUUAUUUGCUAGAUUGAUACUAUUGCUUGUUUUGGUUUGUUUAAACUUAUAGGUAAGGUUGGUUAGCCUUGCUUUACUCGCGAACUUUCGAUCAUUUUUGGUGGAGAACAACCACUUUGUGGCA
Trifolium pratense (red clover) is the source of this 1456-nucleotide messenger RNA. RefSeq names its product squamosa promoter-binding-like protein 9. Gene Ontology annotation, molecular function: DNA binding. NCBI's taxonomy places the organism in Eukaryota, Viridiplantae, Streptophyta, Magnoliopsida, Fabales, Fabaceae. The transcript has 3 exons. Gene Ontology annotation, cellular component: nucleus. The record is from RefSeq and is a predicted model, not a curated record. Bases 255 to 1250 code for a protein of 331 amino acids.